AUGAAAAGUAACGCUAAAAGCAAAACGCUUCUUGUGGCAGCUUUCGACUUCGGAACCACAUACAGCGGUUAUGCUUACUCCUUUCAAGACGACCCCAACAAGAUUCAGACAAAUCAGAACUGGUAUGCAGGUGGUGGUGCUUCGAGACUAGUGUCACUGAAGACGCCUACAUCCGUCCUCUUAAAUCCAGACGGAGAGUUUGACAAGUUUGGUUUUGAGGCCGAAGACAAGUACGCUAUCCUAGCUGAAGAAGAUAAGCACCACAGCUGGAGGCUUUUUCGGAGGUUUAAGAUGGUUCUUCAUAACAAUAAGCAUCUGACGAAAGACGUUACGGUAGAGGACGUUUGUGGAGAACGGAUGAAGGCUUUCCCAUUGUUUGUUAUGUCGAUUAAAAACCUGAGAGAACAUUUACUUAAGGCAGUUACCACGCAAAAGGUAGGAAUUGAAGAGACAGACAUAUCGUACGUGUUAACCGUCCCCGCUAUCUGGGAUGACAGUGCCAAGAGGUUCAUGAGGGAUGCAGCAGUUGCAGCUGAAAUCGACCCCGGUCGCCUCAAGUUGGCCUUGGAGCCGGAAUGUGCCUCGAUCUGGUGUGAAACAUUGGGUACGGACGUCAAGGGCGCUGUAGCAAUUGCAGGGUCACAGUAUAUGGUCGUCGAUCUUGGAGGAGGAACAGCAGAUAUAUCCGUACACGAGAGAAAAUCAGACGGAACAUUAAAGGAAAUCCACAAAGCCAGCGGUGGUCCUUGGGGAGGUAUCUUUGUGGAUGAAAAUUAUAUGAAAAUGUUGCGUCAGUUGUACGGGGAACAGGCUUUGAAUGAUCUGCGAAAGACGGAAAUGGGUGAUUAUUUUGAUAUCACUCGUGAUUUCGAGCACAAGAAACGAUCAUUUGAUACCAAAAACACAAAUCAUGUUGUUGUUCGUUUGUCUCUUUCAUUACGUGAGCUUGCUGAUAAACAUUUCAAACAAUCUCUAGAGGAGAGAAUUGCGGAUUUGGACAUUCCGGAAAAUUCUAUAAAGCCAAUAAGCAGGGACAAGCUUAAAAUCGUUGGCACAGUGAUCCAAUCAUGGUUCAAAGGUCCAAUCGAUCUACUGAUCCAGCAUAUAAACUCACUCUUAGCAGAAGCAAAGAUGGAACGCGUGCAAACUGUUAUUCUGGUGGGCGGAUUCGGUGAAAGUCCUUACGUUCAGGAGAGAAUGAGGAAUGAAAUAGCUGGCGUGAGACUGAUCGUCCCUUCAGACGCAGGGCUCGCCGUGUUAAAAGGUGCCGUGAGGUUUGGACACGACCCCGCCAUUGUCUCUUCCAGGAUUAUGAGGUUCACGUAUGGGACAAGUGUGUUUAAAGACUUUGAUGAAAAGAAGCACUCAGAUGAGAUGAAGGUUUGGAACAAUGGAAAGUGGGUGUUGGAUAAAUGUUUCAAGGUGUACGUGCGGGUGAAUGAGGAGGUGAGAGUGGAUCAACAGGUGACCAUGGAGAGCUAUCCUACCAGUAAACUAACCCUCACACCCGUGUACAGAGCGACGCAUGGAAACCCCGAGUACACAACAGACCCUGGAUGUGAACUGCUAGGGACUGUUAAGCUUGUAAACACCACCGAUAUUCCAUUCUAUCAACAGCAUAUGGAAACUACGUUUAUGUUCGGGCAUACAGAACUUCUCGUCAAAACGAAAAACACGACCACUGGAAAAGAAGCCUUCAUGACAUUUAAGUGCUUCAUAUAAAACGACUUACUUUUUUUAUUUACGUGCAAACUCUUAGAGCACAGAAACACAAAACAAUGCAACUGACCUAAAAGAGCUUGCAAAUGCGUUAAUUUUGAGAGGAAUGGAAGUUUGAAUAUAAAUCUGCUUAUCUUGAAAGACAUGGAAUUUUGCUUAUAAAUGCGUUCAUCUUGAGAGCAAUGAAU
Mya arenaria is the source of this 1907-nucleotide messenger RNA. RefSeq names its product heat shock 70 kDa protein 12A-like. Bases 1 to 1722 code for a protein of 573 amino acids. Gene Ontology annotation, molecular function: ATP-dependent protein folding chaperone; ATP binding. The record is from RefSeq and is a predicted model, not a curated record. NCBI's taxonomy places the organism in Eukaryota, Metazoa, Mollusca, Bivalvia, Myida, Myidae. The transcript is spliced from 4 exons.